Messenger RNA from Rasamsonia emersonii CBS 393.64, 363 nucleotides. RefSeq lists its product as uncharacterized. The transcript has a single exon. The annotation marks the transcript as partial. The record is from RefSeq and is a predicted model, not a curated record. Lineage: Eukaryota; Fungi; Ascomycota; Eurotiomycetes; Eurotiales; Trichocomaceae.
CUAGGAGGCCACCUGGUGGUUAGGUAUAUAGUUAGAUGCAGGACUUACCUUCAAGGUCCACUACUAAAUACGCCUACAGAAGGCCUGUAUAGCAGAAGCGCAAGUACAAUCCCUAUGCUGGCAACAGGGACUACCCCCAGGCUUGGUUCAGAGGAUUCAAGUGGCAGCAGUACAGGCAGUGGCCCUAUAUGGGGCAGAGCUUUAGUGGCAGGGUUAAAAAGACUAGUUGGCAGGUAUGCAACAGCUGGUCAACCAGCAGGCCUGGGCUAUCACAGGUAUGUUCCAAACUACCCCCAUUGGGCCCUUAGUGCGCAAGGCAGGCCUAGAGCCAGCAGAGACCCUGCUAGAGGCCUGGCAACUUAG